GCGGCGCAGCAAGGAAGAGCGUGGUUGUGCAGCUAGUAUGCUUCGCAUAAAAAAUUGAGAAAAGAAAGACGGUGAGAAAGUAGCAUAAGCGGUUCCUUUCUCAUUGCCGAGCGCAAGCCGCUGCAGAAGUGACCGGCUCGAUCUUUCCGUGGAGUCGUCGAGGCACGCGCGAUGGAUGGAGCGCGCGGAGGAGGGGACAGGCACCGGCGCGUGCUGCCGUGUGAAUGCCCUCGCGCAUGAUGUUCAGGGACCAGUGAGCCACGUAAACGGAACCAGGCCGCGUCGAUAAGAGGGAGCGCCAACGAUGCUCCGGGGAGGUCAAGUUCGAGACGGAACCUGAAUGCUGCUGCUCAGGCCGGCCGCCACCGCGCCUCGGCCUGCAGAGCCGCGCGCGUGCGGCUGCGGGGCGACGGCAUCGCCGCGCGAGCGUCGAGGCGUCGCAUUCUUUUGUCGGGUCCCGGGGCGCGGAGGAUAUGUGCGAGUCGCUCCGCGUUUUCACCCUCCUGGCCCUGGUCGCCUCGACGACAGCCCUCAUCAGCAUUCCCUUACACCGAUUCAAGUCUGUGAGGCGAACUUUGGGCGAGGUAGACACUGAACUAACUGUGGCCCAGCCAAAAUACUACAGUGAAGAAGGUGGACAACUGCCAAUUCCAGAACCACUAUCAAACUACCUUGAUGCUCAAUAUUACGGACCAAUCAGCAUAGGAGUACCUCCGCAACCUUUCCGCGUGGUUUUUGACACUGGCUCAUCUAACCUGUGGGUUCCUUCGAGACGCUGCAAAUGGACCAACAUUGCCUGCCUGCUCCACAAGAAGUAUGACCAUGCAAAAUCAAGGACGUACCGUAAGAAUGGCACAGCCAUUUCAUUGCGCUAUGGCACAGGCAGCAUGACUGGCUUCCUGAGUGUUGACACAGUUUCACUUGCAGGGAUUGAUGUUCAGAACCAGACUUUUGCUGAAGCAGUCACUGAGCCAGGUUUGACUUUUGUGGCAGCCAAGUUUGAUGGUAUCUUAGGUCUGGGCUUUAAAAACAUUGCUGCAUCCGGUGCAAACACAGUGUUUGACAACAUGGUCUUGCAGGGCCUUUUACCACAACCUGUUUUUUCUUUCUUUCUAAAUCGAAACAACAAUUCUUCAAAUGGUGGUGAAAUUACAUUUGGCGGUGUGGACAAGCGCUUCUAUAAGGGCUCCAUUGAUUAUGUACCUCUCACAAAGAAAGGCUACUGGCAGUUUGCAAUGGAUGGGAUAUCUGUGGAAAACAGCUCGCUGAGAUUUUGUGUGAAUGGCUGUCAGGCUAUAGCAGACACCGGCACAUCACUAAUGGCUGGCCCCUCCUUAGAAGUCAUGAAGCUUCAGAAAAUUAUUGGUGCAUAUCCUUACUCGCAUGGUCAAUACACAGUGAAAUGUGAAGAUGUUCCUAAGCUUCCAGCCGUCAAGUUCCAGAUAGGAAAUCGUACAUACACUUUGACAGGGAAUGACUAUGUCUUAAAGAUUAGACAGUUUCGCCGCAGCCUGUGUCUUUCUGGGUUCGUCGGACUUGACAUACCACCGCCACAAGGACCUCUUUGGAUCUUUGGCGACGUCUUCAUAGGCCGCUACUAUACUGUCUUUGACUAUGGUGCUGCACGUGUUGGCUUUGCCGAAGCUGCUGAAGUUCACUGACCUGCUUUGCAGCUGCUUUCUUUGCUGUUUCGGUUCUUUCAGCCUUGCGAGUUUUCCUGCAGCACACUGUACGUGGGCAUUAAAUGCUGCUGCAGUGAUGUAAGCAGGCAUAUUAAAAUCUGCAUGUGUUAAUUUUUUUUGUUAUUGAGUGUGAAUGGUAACGGUAAAGCAAACAGAAUAUUAAGUCAAAUUUAA
Dermacentor albipictus is the source of this 1856-nucleotide messenger RNA. Its product is annotated as lysosomal aspartic protease-like. NCBI's taxonomy places the organism in Eukaryota, Metazoa, Arthropoda, Arachnida, Ixodida, Ixodidae. Gene Ontology annotation, molecular function: aspartic-type endopeptidase activity. Gene Ontology annotation, cellular component: lysosome. Gene Ontology annotation, biological process: cell death; proteolysis. The record is from RefSeq and is a predicted model, not a curated record.